AUGACCUCCGUCGGGCAUGAACCAAAUGACUUUCGACUAAGGCCGGAGCAGCUGUCUGAGCUGCACGACCCCAAGUCUCUCGCAGCGUUCGACAGCUUGUUCGACAACGAACCGGCUAACCUAUACAAGUAUCUGCACACAGACCCCGUUAAGGGCUUGGGUGUGCAAGACGAAGACAUACCGCAAACGUCUCGAUACAAGAUGUACGGCGAUAAUCGCAUUCCUCAGCGCAAGGCCAAGCCUUUCUGGAGACUGGCAUGGGAAGCGUUUCACGACCAGACCAUGAUUUUGCUGACGGUAGCAGCAGUUGUAUCAUUCGCCCUGGGCCUCUAUGAAACAUUGGGUCAGCCCGCAGAAUACGACCAUGAAGGCAAGAAAAUCACCAAAGUCGACUGGGUGGAAGGAGUGGCCAUCAUGAUUGCAGUCCUCGUAGUCAUCUUGGUGGGUUCAGCUAACGACUAUCAAAAAGAGCGUCAGUUUGCGCGCCUAAACGAAAAGAAAACCGACCGUGAGAUCGUAGUGUUAAGAGGAGGUGAAGAACAUCUUAUUUCCAUUCACGACCUGUUAGUUGGCGACGUGGUCACUUUGCAAACUGGUGAAGUGGUUCCGGCUGACUGUAUUCUCAUUGAUGGAAGUUGUGCAUGCGAUGAAUCGGCCCUGACUGGUGAGUCCGACACUAUCAAGAAGGUAGGAUUAGAAACAGCAUUUAACAAAUUCAAGCUGUUGUCUGAAAAUGAUGCUGGCAUCGAUAUCGGCGGCCGCUUCAAAGGGGAAAGGGUUUUGGAUCCAAUGUUGAUUUCGGGCUCCAAACUACUUUCGGGUUUAGGAAAAGCUGUGGUUACUUCGGUGGGUGAACAUUCGAUCAACGGAAGAACGUUAAUGGCUUUAAAAGUCGAGCCCGAGUCGACUCCUCUUCAGGAAAGAUUAGAUGGUCUAGCAAACAACAUAUCCAUUUAUGGGUCUGUUGCUGCGCUUAUUCUUUUCAUCAUUCUGUUUGGCAGAUUUCUAUCAUACUUACCUGCGGGGAAGAAGUUACAUGAUUUGACUCCAGCCCAAAAGGGCUCUAAGUUUAUGAAUAUUUUCAUUACUGCCAUCACUGUUAUUGUUGUGGCAGUUCCUGAGGGUCUGCCUCUGGCUGUGACACUAGCUUUGGCGUUUGCCACGACUCGAAUGACUAAAGAUGGAAACCUCGUCAGAGUUUUGAGAGCCUGUGAAACAAUGGGUUCGGCCACUGCCGUUUGCUCUGAUAAAACGGGAACUUUGACUGAAAAUCGAAUGACAGUGGUGAAGGGAUUUUUGGGCUUAACCUCUUUCGAUGAAACCGAGUCUACUGAUCCUUCCAUGGAAGGAUCAGACCUUGAAGACGUGCUCGCUAAAACUUGCGACCAAAAGCUACGGACUGACAUUCUAACGAACAUUGCUUUGAACUCGACCGCUUUUGAGAACAAACAGGACACAGGAGAGGCGGAAUCCAAUGAAAACCCUUUCCAUAAAUCUACAAAGUCAAUUCUUCCUUGGAGCCGCAAUAACAAGCGGAAGAAGAGUUCCAAUGAUGAUCUCAUCGAUAAUAUAGACAAACUGCAAAGGGAGCCUUUUAUUGGGUCUAAGACCGAGACCGCUUUACUUUCCUUCGCCAAGAAAAAUCUGAGAAUGAGUGAUCUACACGGUUUAAGAGAAGAUCCAAAGAGGUUGGGCGUUGAGAAAAUUGUACAGGUAAUACCUUUCGAAAGUUCCAGGAAAUGGGGUGGUAUAAUAGUCAAAUACAAUGAUGGAAUCUAUCGAUUUUACGUCAAAGGUGCUGCAGAGCUUAUCUUGAGAAGAUGUCAACAAAGGACCCGAUCCGACGGUUCUUCAGAAGUCCUCUCUACUGAAGCUCGAGAAGAAAGCGCUCAAACGAUACAGCACCUAACUACAGGCGCCUUGAGGGCUAUAUCUCUUGCGCACCAAGAUUUCCCAAACUGUCAAAGUUGGCCUCCUCAACACCUGAAAGAUAGUGUGGACCCUAGUUCUGUUUCUCCGGAACUGAUCUUCGGAGAGGAACAAUCCCUUCCGAAAUCAACUCCAAGCACACCUGGUACCGCCGUGUCCGCUUCAGAGAGUGGGCUGAGCUUGGACGCUAUUGUCGGAAUCCAAGAUCCGCUCAGAGAGGGAGUCAAACAGUCCGUUGAACAAUGUCAGAAAGCGGGUGUCACAGUCCGAAUGGUUACGGGUGAUAACAUUUUGACUGCUACCGCUAUCGCCAAGAAUUGCAGCAUUCUGUCACCAGAAAAUGCUAAAGACCCCGAAAGUGCUAUGGAAGGUCCUGUAUUCCGAAAACUCUCUUCAAAGGAGCGCAUUAGAAUCCUGCCAAAACUCAGGGUUCUUGCGAGAUCAUCGCCAGAGGACAAACGGGUGCUUGUCGAAACUUUGAAGAAAAUGGGAGACGUUGUCAGUGUUACUGGCGAUGGUACCAAUGACGCACCAGCUUUGAAACUAGCAGAUAUUGGAUUUUCCAUGGGUAUUGCGGGCACUGAAGUCGCGAGAGAAGCGUCCGAUAUCAUUUUAAUGACUGACGAUUUCUCGGCCAUCGUAAACGCGAUAAAAUGGGGCAGAUGUGUCUCCGCAUCUAUCAAGAAAUUCAUUCAAUUUCAGCUCACAGUUAAUAUCACCGCAGUUACCUUGACAUUCGUCUCAGCUCUUGCUUCAGCUGAAGAAAACUCUGUUUUGACCGCUGUGCAGUUGCUGUGGGUGAACUUAAUUAUGGACACACUAGCCGCACUCGCGUUGGCCACCGACAAGCCUGAUGAGCACAUUCUUGAACGGAAACCUAAAGGACGGGAUGCAGUUUUGAUCGCCGUGUCAACUUGGAAAAUGAUUUUAGGCCAGGCUGCUCUGCAGCUUACCGUGACAUUUACGCUGCACUUUGCAGGUGGCAAGAUAUUCUUUCCGCAUAAAAAAAGCCUGACAGGACACGAGCAGCAACAAUUGAGUGCCAUGACCUUUAACACAUUUGUAUGGUUGCAAUUCUUCAAGCUUAUCGUUACAAGGAAAUUGGACGAGGCGGAUGGUAUCAAAAACGUACGCGACAGGGUGACCGCCUCAAACUUGAAUUUCUUUCAGGAUUUCCUUCGCAACUAUUACUUUCUGGUAAUCGCUCUUUUCAUCGGAGGGUUCCAGGUUCUCAUCAUGUUUGUUGGGGGAGCCGCUUUCUCAAUCGCAAGGCAAACGGGUGCAAUGUGGGCCACGGCCAUUAUCUGUGGUCUGCUGGCUCUCCCAAUGGGUGCAUUGAUUAGGAUCAUUCCUGAUGAAUGGGUUCUCAAAGUGUUCCCCGCUCGGUUAGUGAAUGCUGUUCUCUACGUUCUUGGGUUCAAAUUUUUAAGAAGAUCCUCUAAGAAAUCAGAGGACGAAGAGUCUUUGCUAGUUCAAGAUGCAGACGCUACUCUUGUAAGUUCCACCGCUUUCGAAAGAGCUAAAAAUGAAAUGACCUUCGCCAAGGGCCACCGCGGGGACGAGGGAAGUCGGUUGAAUCCCAUCCAUGCAUUCAAGAAAUGGAGACAGAGCAAUUCAUCAGCUGGAUCCGACCUAGAGGACCGCUCGUACAUUGCCUCCGUCACUAUGGUGCCUACUCUAGUCGGUGGAGCAGUGGGCGGCUUUUCUCAUAUCUCCGCGAACGAUGGCGACAGCUUAGAGAAGAAGUCCACAUGA
This is a messenger RNA of Lachancea meyersii CBS 8951, 3684 nucleotides long. The record is from the annotation of a GenBank genome assembly. NCBI's taxonomy places the organism in Eukaryota, Fungi, Ascomycota, Saccharomycetes, Saccharomycetales, Saccharomycetaceae.